UCUUCUUCCAGUUAAACAUUCAUUCAAACUCAUCUCCAGUUAAGAAUCGUCGUCUCUCGGUGUUGGUUCAAUUCCCAAUUAAAUCAAUUUUCUUAAUCAUCAAUGUUAUUUUAUAUUCAAUUGUGUAACUGAUUAACUAACUAACCAACAUCCGUAUAAUCAUCAACAUCAAUAUCACCAUCAGCAUCAUUAUCAUCAACAAUUGUCAUUGUCGUCCUCAUCUUUGUCACAAGUGUCAACACUAUUGCUAAACAAUAACAAACAAAUUGUCAACUCUUGUAACUUUGUGUGUCUCUCAAUUAUUGAUUUAAAAUAAUCAAUUGAUUAAUAUUUAAAUUCACAGGAGAAUCAACAAUUGUCCGGAUAGUUUAGUUUUCCGGAUAAUUAACUGAUUGGUGUCAUUAAUUGUUUUAUCAUCAAUUGUGAUUAUUUAAUAGAUUAAAUAUAUUUUGUGUGAUUAAUUAUUACGAUAACAAAUCAAAACCAAAAAUGAUUCGGAUUAAUUUACUUGUUAUAUUCACAUUAUUACUCUUGUCAUCAAGCUUAGCUGAUGAAAUUCAUGAGAAAGGUGAUCAAUCCAAUGGUGCAGAUAAGAAUCCAAGUUCAGCUGAAAUUACCGACGACGACGAAAUGAUUAAGGCCGAAAGUCAGGAUAUUCUUGACCAUAAGGCUUAUCCACCAAUCCACCAGGGUCAAUUUGAAACAGGUUCAGCCCCUAAUCACAAUUAUCAUCACUCAAUGGGCCCACCACCACCUCCAGGUCCCCCUAAUCACAGUGAAUUAGGACCACCAGGACCACCACCACCACCUCCACCACCACACCAUCCAAUGAUUAACCGACCCGGUUACAUGUUGUCCAAUUUACCUCCACCAAAAGGUCAUCAUGGCCAUGGUCCAGUUGGAUCCUAUGGUCCUGGUCCCAUGGGUCCAGUACCACCUCAAGUUGGCUCUGGUUCACCAGUCUACUCCGGCCAUGGUCUUCCACCUCCACCACCUCCACCUCCAGGUCAUCCAGUGGAAAAUCAAAUUGAAUAUGGUCCCGAAGCCAAUCAUGCUUAUCAAGGUUAUGAAGGUAAUGGUCCUUCAAAUGGACCUGUUGGUCAAGUUGCUGUUGCCCCUGCUCCUCACCAUGGUUCAGGUUCUGGUCAACAACAAUCGCAACACAAUGAAAACUGGCCUUUACCCGCACCCGAAAUGCCAAAAAUAUCUCAUCUCGAUGUAAAGUGCGAGAAAAAUUUAAUGAAAGUUGCAAUUGAAUUUGACAAACCUUUCAACGGAAUCAUCUUCUCAAAGGGUCACUAUUCACAUGGUAAUUGUGUCCAUCUUCCCGCUGCUUCAGGUCGAAACUCUGUUUACUUUGACAUCGGUAUAACCACUUGUGGUACAACAGGUAAUACACAAAAUGGUCUUUAUGGUAAUGGUGCUUCUUCCGGAAGUGGUACCUUUUUUGAAAAUACAAUCGUCAUUCAAUACGAUCCUCAAGUUCAAGAGGUCUGGGAUCAGGCCAGAAAGUUACGUUGUACUUGGCACGAUCAAUAUGAAAAGUCCGUCACAUUCCGUCCAUUCCCAGUUGACAUGUUGGAUGUAGUUCGUGCUGAUUUCGCUGGAGACAAUGUUGGUUGUUGGAUGCAAAUUCAAGUCGGAAAAGGACCUUGGGCCUCUGAGGUUGCAGGUAUCGUUAAAAUUGGUCAAACAAUGACCAUGGUGUUGGCCAUUAAGGACGAAGAAAACAAAUUCGAUAUGCUUGUUCGUAACUGUAUUGCUCACGAUGGUAAACGUGCACCAAUUGAACUCGUCGAUUCUCAAGGUUGUAUCGUCCGACCAAAACUCAUGUCCCGAUUCACCAAGAUCAAGAACUUUGGCUCGUCAGCGACUGUCCUUAGCUACGCUCACUUCCAAGCCUUUAAAUUCCCUGAUUCAAUGGAAGUUCACUUCCAAUGUACCAUUCAAAUCUGUAGGCACCAAUGUCCAGAACAAUGUUCAGCCUCAAGCGGACCACCAGAUCAACUUCCUGGUUCAGUUGUCAGCUCCUCACUUGGCGGUCCAGCUGAAGGACGCGGUGGUCAACAACAAGAAAACUAUGCCUCUGCCAGUUCAUAUCAUGCUAUUGGUAAACCUCGUGAAGAGCGUGAUGUCUCAAGGCGACUCGAGGACAUGAUCAAAGCGGAAUACACCAUGGAUUCAGCGACUGAAAUCGGUUUGAAUAAAAUCAUUCAAGUUGUUUCUUCCGGUGAUCUUGCCUUCAGUUUAGCAUCAAAUGAAUCAGUUCCAGUUCUCGAUAUUUCCGAUCUUCAACCAAUCGAUCAAAUUUGCAUGUCAACAAUAUCCUUUGCCACCUCUGUAAUCGUCUUAAUUGCCAUCCUAAUCAUCUCAUGUUUAAUCAGUGUUUUCCUUUGUCUCUAUCAACGGUCAGCUGAAAAAUCAUCCUCAUCAUCUAAAUUAGCUGAACUUUCAAUGCCCUAUGAGAUCCGAACCUAUCCCAGUUCAAAAUGUUCAACAUUAACUGGUCGAUAAUUAAAAUCAAAAUUAAUUGUUAUAAAUAUUAUUAAAACAACACCUACAUCAUCACCAUCAUCUUCUUCAUCUUCAUCUUCACCAUGAUCAUCUCAUCUUUAGAUAAACUUUUUACAAUUGUCUUGGACACAACGACCCACCCACCCACCUAAAUUACUCAUGAAAUAUAAUUGCGCCGAGGUAUUUGAAGGCCAGAUUCAUUGGUGCCAAUAUCGAUAUCAAAAGAAAAGUAAACCAAUAAGAAGAAAAACAGAAAACGCAUCAUUUCCGUUUCCGUUUUCCAUUCUUAUUUCUUUUCUUUUAUGAUAAGAAAGAGAAAGAAAGAGAGAUAAAUCAAUUACUCUCUUUCAUCUCAUCUUGAUCAUAUUUUCUCAUAAAUUCUCAUCGUCAUCCUUUAGUCAUUUACUAUCAUCAUCAUCAUCAUCAAAUAUUAAAUCAUCUUCAUCAAUCAAUUGAAUUAAAUAGACAAUGUUUUCGGUUGGGAAAUAUCAUCAAUAUAAAUUUUAUUGCGAAAAUGAAUUAAGAUUAAGGAUAAAGAAUCAACAGCGAGUUAAUCAAUUUGAACGAUCAUCAGUUAAUAAUAUAAGGAAUUAAACACUGUCAAUCAACUCUGAUGAUUAGAAUCAAUCAAAUCAAUCAAAUGAAAAAUUCAAUCAUCAACAAUUUAGUUUUCAACAUCUUUUACUUAAUCUAAAUUCAACAACAAUUAAACCUAAACAUACACAAUCAAAAGUAAUCAACUUUUUUGUAUUCUUAAUUAACAGUAUGCAACAUUUGCAAUAAAAACAAUUAAAUAACAAUUUGUGGAUUAAAUGAAAUUUAUAUAAAUUAAAGACACAAUUUAAAAUUAAACAAUUUAAA
Panonychus citri (citrus red mite) is the source of this 3375-nucleotide messenger RNA. RefSeq lists its product as uncharacterized. Bases 490 to 2514 code for a protein of 674 amino acids. Lineage: Eukaryota; Metazoa; Arthropoda; Arachnida; Trombidiformes; Tetranychidae. The record is from RefSeq and is a predicted model, not a curated record. The transcript has 4 exons.